AGCGCUUCCGCAGAUACCGAAAAGCUCUUUCCGUGUUGAAGUUCUGCACAGGUUGAUUCUAGGUUUUUGUGCGACGAGUGAGGUCUCCUUGCCGCACCUAGUUUUGCUGACACCAAGGGACUUGAUAGAGCUUGCGGUCUUUCUGAGUUCGGCGUUGAAUCGACGUCACGCAGCGAGUAAAACUAGCGGAGGAGGUGGGGGUCAUGUGAGUGAUUAUGUUGAGUUGACUUUGUUCUCUGGAUCGUACUAGCAUGUAAACUCCUAGGAUGGGUAGAAGUACUCACAAGUAAAUAUUUAUUACUCACCUCCUCCGAAAUACUGAUCUUAGAAAGUCCUAGGUUCAUCUUAUUGCUCACCUUUACUCUAACAUUCCCACGAUGACCCCCUGGCUAAUCCGAGUGC
This is a messenger RNA of Amoebophrya sp. A25, 402 nucleotides long. Lineage: Eukaryota; Dinophyceae; Syndiniales; Amoebophryaceae. The record is from the annotation of a GenBank genome assembly.